AUGUUUUCAGAAAGAUUAGUCAGAGUUACUUUGACUCUACCGAAAUUUGAAGGCAAUCUAAAAUUAGAAUCAGAAGCUUAAACAACCACUUCAAGUUCAAGUAUCUCUUUUUUUUAAUAUUUAGGGAUCAUUUCAAUCAACACUAGACCCUAACUACUUGGUAAUAGAUAUCAUAAACAUGCUAUGACUUCUAUUUCUAAUCCUAAGCAUCUAUAACUAUAUACCCCAAUGCAAGAAAGCAAAAGAGCAAAGAGAUUAAAAAAUAUUCCUUAUGAACUCUAAUAUUUCACUCCAAAACUUCCAAAUAAAAAUUUUACCUCUAGUCACUUGAUGAGUAAUGAAUUGCUAAAACCUUCAACUGAUAAUAUUGAAAAUAAGGAUAAAUGGCAGAUUAAAUCCUAUAUUCCUAAAACAAAUAAUGUGUUCAGUUUAUGUUAAAUAAAAAAAAUUGAUUAAUAACAGAAAAGAAAAGAAAAAUUUUAAGAUUUAUCAUAAUUUAGAAAACCAAAUAUAAAAAAUAUUGAGAAUGAAAAAAUUAAAGUAAUAUUUUCUAAUUAUAUUUAGAGAUAUAAUAAAUAAAGAUAAGUCACUUAAAAUUUGAUUGAUUAAUUUAUCAAGUAAUUCAAAUCUCGUGCUAAAAUUGAAAAUUUCAGCUUGAAUCUAUGA
Messenger RNA from Paramecium pentaurelia, 666 nucleotides. Lineage: Eukaryota; Ciliophora; Oligohymenophorea; Peniculida; Parameciidae. The record is from the annotation of a GenBank genome assembly.